Messenger RNA from Odontomachus brunneus, 10618 nucleotides. It is a transcript of the gene mv, whose product is annotated as lysosomal-trafficking regulator. The record is from RefSeq and is a predicted model, not a curated record. The transcript has 35 exons. Gene Ontology annotation, biological process: intracellular protein localization. Gene Ontology annotation, cellular component: membrane; cytosol. The coding region runs from base 113 to 10618 and encodes 3501 amino acids. NCBI's taxonomy places the organism in Eukaryota, Metazoa, Arthropoda, Insecta, Hymenoptera, Formicidae. Gene Ontology annotation, molecular function: protein kinase binding.
AACAUUGAGACAGACCGAGGCUUUCUGAUUUUUUAAUUUCUCCAAGGCACUUUGGAAGUCGCGCUUUUUGCACAGUAUAUACGCGAUAGACUCGUGGUCGCUAUGAUAGAAAAUGUUCAAACGUAAUUCACGGGAAAACAUAAUCGUCAGAGAUCGCAGAUCGUGCCUCAUACUAUUCAGUCCUGAUCCUCGAGUGACGAAUCUUGAUUUUUUAGGUGAUCAAGUUACGUGGUCGAAGGAUGCAUGCCGGAAGCAGCAGGAGGACAACCUGUGCGCGUGGUUGAGUCUCGACGAAGUGGCGAGUUAUGAGGAAGAUGCGCGUUUGAAAACUGAGGAACCAGAAGAGGAGGACGAGAAGGAGCGCGAGGAACUUUCAGGAAUGUCUUCGGCGUCAGUCAACAAGCUACAGAUUCUGUGGGACCAUUUCAUCCACGCUGAACCUCAGAGUUACGAGAAAUCAUCCUGGCUUGAUAUAUUUCUGGCGGAAUUGCUCGCGCAAAUUAAAGAAGGAAGAGACGUGAAGGAUGUACUAUCGUUUUGCUCGGUUGGCGGUGGCGGCGUGUCCACUCUCGUGGCCUGCGAAUUGCUGUCGGACGUGCACGAGCUCUGUGCGAGAAGGGACGACUAUGGCGAGCUUAUCGGCUUGCGAAAGUACUUGGUCCAAGAUCGCGGUUGGCGUUGCUUGGCGGUGUUACAUCUACUUGGCGUGCGCGGCUUGUCUUGUGGUCGCGAGCUGGUUGCACUGUUGGUCGCGCUCUAUCCGGUCGCGUUGCAGGACGGAUCCGAUACCAAACAGUCGCGGGAGACUGUCGGCUCGUCUGCACGUAAUCAGUACGUGAGAUUUCAUUGUAACGACGACACCGUCGACACGGUGGACAUCGUACCACAUAUCGCGAAGCGCAAGAGUGUCAAGACUGGCCGAAAUGGAUUGCCUUACGAGGGCAAUGUGUCUUCGGGGCGUAGGAGAUUGGCUCGCAAGCACGUCGUCAGUGCGAAACUGCCAGCUCACCAUCACAAGCAGCAGAAAUCGUUGAUUCCGGAGACGCGACACGACACACCAGACGCGACAAGUAGCGAGUCUGACCCGGUGACGGACGGCAUCGACCAAGCUCGAUCUCUUACUCUGAAAAUCCGCUUGAAUCCUAUGGAUUUCGAGUAUUUUACGUCAGUCAUUAGAAGCGGCGACGAAGAGCAGAGAUGGCAGGCCGAGCUCUACGAGUUACCGCCACGUCCUGUGAGGAAGACACCGUGUGAUUAUAUAGACGAGAGAAUCAGAGACGUGUUAGGCGCCCGGAUCAGCAAUUUUGAGAUCAGUCUGUUGAUCAUACAGCUGCUGCAGGGUCUGCGCGACUACGAUACACCUGCCGAGCAAACACCGGCCGUACAGGUACUGAAGUUUGCCUUGGAUACGUUGUGGUCGCUGCAAUUCGGUAUAGACGGCAACAAUUUGAGUGGUACAGAAUGCGCGACCUUGAAAGCUGCCGCGGCGAGGCUUAUGUUAACAGCUUUGGAGCGCGCUUUGAGGGCCGAAGAACCUACCACAGCUGUGAUUCACAACGGUUUAUUGCCGAUGACUCUGAGAUUAUUGGAAGAUGCCUGCAGCAAGCCAGUGAACGUGCUGGAGCCAGAAGAAGGUUCGCUUCUGCAGGAAUUUAUCUUCGGCACUAUCUACGGGGUCAUCACGUUCCUCUAUUGUCUCUUGCAUCAGCGCAGCAGCAACGUCGACAAACUGUCGGAUUUUCUCGAGCUGUUCCAACUUUUUGUCGAGAGUCAAGAGGGGAAGCUCGUCGAGAGAACGGUGUUUAAGAUUGUCGAUUUGCCGAGUGUUGAUUCAGCCAAGUCGAUAGUACGCGCGAGAAAGAUAAUCGACAUGAUAGGCGCACUUACCAGCGGCUUGAAGCGUAUUCGUCGUGAUCUCUCGCAUGCCACACAGUGCCACAGAACGAAGCACAGAUCUUGCAUCGAUAAUAUUCAAAGCCACCAUCACUCGGACGUGCUCGGGACGUCAUAUCCUCAACCAAUUGUCGGCGCCGUCAAUAAACAAGUGUGCUGUAUCUCCUCGUUAUUUGCAACGCUCAUGAGUUUAUUGAAGCAGUCUCACUUGUUUGUGAGCGAACUGCAGGUGAGAUUGAUUAAAGUCAUUACUGCCGCUGGUACAUGUUGCUGUUUUCCGCCAAAGAUACUUGUAUCGAGCAUCGUGGCUUUCCUCAAGAAACGUGACACCUCGACCUAUGCGCCGGCUGUGGCGUUUUUGGAGCGUACUCUCUUCAAGGAGCUGGGCGCUUAUCCGGUGAUAGAUGCGUGUAGCACUUGUGACAGGUCGACGGAUUACUCUUGGGAUUUCCUCGAGAUGUACGUGGAUUUGUUAAGUCCGAGUGACCCGAAACUUUGCUACGUUGUGAUGGCGCAUUUGCUUAAGAUCACACCCAGUUCCAGAUAUCACGUCAGAGAACAGCUUCUCCUCAAGGUUUUCUACUCGACCUUUUUGCGCGCUAAAACAUCCUACUUGACCGACAGCGACAACUCGACGGCGAAAUUCCUUUUGCAGUCCUGCAUAUCCAUUAUGUCGUGUUUAAUUGUCAACGCAAAAAUGUGCGAGAAAUUUAUGGAGUUGGGCGGACUACGCGAACUCUUGGUCCUGAUGCCGGACAUGGCAUUUACGAGAAGUGUUUACACUCUCUUGGAAGUCACCGUGACUAUAGAGAUCUGGAAGAGCCAUUGUGAAGAAGUUAGUUAUUUGGAAAGUACCGACAUGCUUGCGACGAAAUCCUUGUUUGAGGCUCUCGAGAGAGAAACGAAUGAAUUGUUGAAGAUCUUACAGCAUAUUGAAGAAAGAAAGAUAAAAGAAAAGACAGGCCAGAAAGAUAUGAAGGAUACAUCUAACAUAUACUUUGACAAUCAAGAGAUCAAGCUGCCUCUUAUCGGAGAUAUGGAUUCAGCAAUCGACGAAACAAUAAUUGGAAACGUCGACGAUUCAACAACUACACAGAAGCUGCUUGAAGUCGAUACUCAUUCAAAACAAUUAGAGAACAAGACUGAUACGAUAAGUACGGUAGCAAUGGCAGACUCACUCAAGAAUUUUUAUACUCUCGCAAAGGAGGACGUCAAUUCAAACAGUACUGACGAUGCGAAUGUGAUCGAGAAAUUAAACCUGUAUCAGGCUAGCGCAGCAUGGAGGGCUGCCGCGGGCGUAGCUCUGUGCAGUCCGAAAUUUCGCACUGAACUAUCCUCGCAUCCAGUGUCACAGAAACUGUUGCAUUUGUUUAAAUUGUUAGCUGUAGACAUCGUCACAGACAGUAUUGAAGAGUUUAUCGUUCUUCUAGAUACCACUAAAUCGGCGCAUAAGCUCUUCGAGGCCCUGAUUACGUGCUGUCUGACAUCUCCGUUGUAUGAUCGUGAUUUAGUCAUGGAAUUAGGAAAGGCGUUGAUGAACACAGGAAUAAUGCUUGGUCGUGGAAUAUCUGUGAUAAUAGACGCGUUGUUGAAAAUCUCCAUGUUGAAGCCUGCUCAGGAAAAUAGCAUACCGCAACAACCGCGUCCCAGACUACCAAUUAUGUCGUUGGAGAAUCUACCAGAUUAUGGCGCAGAAGAUAGCAGUACUGGCGAAUACGUUACUGCUGACGAUGGAUACGAAGCAGAUAUCGAAGUACCUGGAAGAAGUCCCAACAAUAGCAUCUCCAAGAAAAGUAGCCCCCUUGGGCCUGUAGUGGAGCCAAGAGGUCAUGCUAAUGCACAUCCUGCUCUAUGUUCCUUGGCGAUCGAUCUUUUGAUUCACUUCAGCGAGCAAGGCUUAGAUUUGGAGAGAGCAUCUGUAAUAACCAGUGGAUUGCGACGGGUUGCUGUAACUUGCCGAGAAAGUGCUUCUAGUUGCGCUACACUCGCGGGUUCUGGCACCAUUACGAAGAUAUUGAAUGGCUUCAAAAACAUAUUCACCAACAAUGAUCCACGAUAUCGAGAUCUGCAACAUGCGGCAUUGGAAGUGUUUACGUUAUUAGCCACGCAAUCAAUUUCACCGGCGGAAUUAGUCACCUAUCUGUCUUUCUUUAAAGUAGAGAGACCAUCGCUGUUACCGUUGUUAGAACCGUUGUAUCAUUUGGUAUUGGCGGCACGACCUCAACCGAAUUUCAUUCUAUCGUUUCCUGCACAAUGUAACACGAAGACGUCGCCGAAAAUCCAAACGGAAGAACACAAGAAUCUGGAAAAGGCAGAGAAUCUCGUGAACAAUUUCAGGAAGAAACAUCUCGCUUCGGGAAUUUGCAGUCCUUGGUCUGUGCAUGCAACGUGCCUGCCCGUCGGCCCGGAACUAGCUUGGCCAGUGUGGCUGCAUGGUUGCUCCGCUUCUAUGUGGCUAAGAGUGGAAAGAGGCUUGCCCAUCGGUGGCAGAGCAACCGCUUAUAGUACUUCACCAUUGCUCGACUCAGACAGCGAUAGUCUAUCCGAUUGGGGUAUUCUUUCUGACAAUUGGAAUCGAGAAGUCGUAGCUGGUUCCAUGUCACCACCUACACCAACAUCAAUAAUACACUUGAUGUCGAUUGGUUUCGAAUCGUUAGUUUUGGAAACGUGGUUAGAUCUCAAAUCAGAUAAAUUAAUUUUACGUCUCACUCGACCAGACGACAAAAUGAAUCGAACAAUUUCUGAAACUUCGAUAAACGGCAUGCUCCCUUCGGGUCGCUGGCAUCAUUUGACUCUAAAUUUCAAAGACACCGUGUUAAAUAAACGCAGUGCUGUGGUCGAAGUUACACUUUGGGUGGACGGUUGGAGAGAGAUCAAUGCUCAAUUACCAUUUGACGGUUUAUUGGUGAGAAAACCUGGUACUACGUGUAUUUUGUUAGGUCAGAUUGGAUCCAGCAGUAUUGGCGCAUGGUACCUCGGAAAUUUAAUGGUUUUUAGAUGUCCAGUAUUCACGAAAGAGCGUGCAUUAUACCUAACAAGUCUCGGACCGAAUUAUACCAACUUGGCUGAUUGCAUUUUGAAUACGGUGAAACCUGACUUUGCUCUUCUUAUCGCGUCUGGCGCACUGAAUGGCAUUCGCGAAGUGAAAUUUGAAGGAGGCAAAUUUGAUACAAACCGGCGAAAAUCUUAUGGCGGUACCUAUUUGAGAUAUGCCGUCGAGACAAUGGUGUCAGAGACGAACAUUGAUUGGGACGCCGUUAUGGACGCGACAAACUCGCAUCUUGGCGAAUUACAAGAUAAUUUGCUUCUUAGUUACGAGGCUCAGAAUCCCAACGUUGUUCAUUUGUACCCUCUAGCCGUUGCCAAUCCUGCCGCUGUUGUGAGGAGUAUGUUUCCCGGGCAACCAGGUUUUCGAGUCGUCUCAGCUCCUGAGCAUAGGGUGUCUCAACAACCGCCCUUAUCGAUACCCCCAAUUGUAUCUAACCGUUUAGAAAGUCAACAAUACCGAGGACUCAUACCUGCUGCGAUUUUGGUGGGUGGCGUACCAGUGUUUUUAUAUCUUUUUGCAAGGGUGGUUGAAUUGAACUCUACUGAGGAAGAGCAAGCUCUGGCUCUCUCCAUCGUUUUACAUCUUGUACGUAGCGAUUCCGAACUCUUGAAUCAAUACCGAUUGGAGAACGGUACGCCACUACUACUGCGAGUGCUAGAGUCCUCGAGGUGUCACGCUGGUCGACAUAUCUUGAAAGCGAUCCUAGACGCAACGUGCGACAGUUCGAUCAUCAUCAAAGAUGUUGGCAGCGGUAAUCAUUUGAUCUCGCAAAACUGCGAGGCUGUUAUCAUGGAUCCAGAAUUGAUCAAGGACAUGCUUACCGCGUGGAGAACGUGGGCGAAAUACGAUACAUUGAAUUUACUGUUGCAAGCAUUGCUAUUAUUACUACGUGAUCAACAUUCGCAACGUGAGUUCAAUGCAUCUCAGUUAAACAGAGUCGGUAUCGUGAAUACGAUUCUUACCUUGUGUAAGGAACAUGUAUAUGAAGAUCAGGGUGCUAUAUUGGAUCCAUCUACCGGUACUGCCGUUGUAGAAUUAGUACGUGCUUUGAUGGGCGCACCGCCGGAAUUUGCUCACUUGGUCGCUAUCACCGAUUACCUGGUUGUCGUUCAUCAAGCUUCGGAGACAUACGUCACUCACUCACGACACAAUAUUUAUUUCAUGUUGCCGCAACUCGGUGAAAAGAAAACGAAUCUAAAGAUGAGCGAUAACGUGAGCGUCAUUUCCUCCGAUGACUCCAUAAACAUCGUGGAAAAUAGUAAACUGAACAAAGCGUUGACGAACGUGCAGAUUCAGAAAAAUCGGACUCCUAAACGAAAGGAACGUGAAAACACGUUAUUGAAAGAUGUCAGUGCUGGAGAAGAUUCUGGAAUCGCAGCUAGUGAUGGGUCCAAUCCUCAGAGCAAUGAAAGGCAAUCAGCCUGGACGGAUGAACGAAGAGCCUGCCAAGGCUUAGUCUGUGAAGGUUUGCUAUUAUUAUUGCGAGACGCUGUAAGAGUAUUACCCGACAGUCAAGUUGGGUCAGUGUUAAAGCAUGUCUUGAGAGCCGAAUUACUAUUGGUUUUAUCUAAUAAUCCUGACACCAGAGUACGCACUGCGUUGAUUAAGGUGGUGCAAACCUAUUUGCAACGAGCUAGCGACGAGGAAGUUAAUAAAUUUAUAAAACAUAAGUACUUCAUGCACUUAGGAAAUCAGAUAGCCUUAUAUCCUGGGAGCGAACCGCUGAUCGUUGCUUUAGAGAACUUAGCUCUACGGGGCCCGACGUUGGCGGCGAUGCCACCGUUAAUGGCAAUGGUUGCAAAGGCGGCAGCUUUUGAACCAAACGUAGCCAGGCCGAUAAUAUCAUUUAUUACUGACGUGAUAGCAAAGAAUAUGAACGCACUGAAAGUGCUCUUGGAGCAAGGAUUGAUAGAAUCAUUGGCGCAAGCUUUAAUCGCGGCCGCGCAUAGGGGCAGCUCGACGUCUCUUCAUCGAGACAUUCAUGUGUUGUUUGUGACAAUCGCGACUAAAUUGCUGGAAUUACCGGGUAGUCAUCAGAUACAAACUAUAUUAGAUCUGCAUGUAAUCCUCGAUUACGUGGAACUGAUUGAGAAGUUACAAUGUCGCACGAGUUUGGCUUGCACGGCCAUAAGGGAUGCGCAAGUCGCGUUAUUCGAUGGAGAGCUGGACACACUCACGACGAAGAUGUCGAGCCACUCGGGAUUUCGUUUACGUAGUACGGCUUCUUACUUGGCUUCAGCGUCAUACUUGACUUCAGUUCUUACGACGUCUAGCGAUCAAAGCGAUCAUGGAUCUCGUUCAUCUAGCUACACGAGCCUUUACACGAGUUCGCCUACGCCCACGCGGGAACCCGGCAAGAGAGAAUUAAACGAUCGCUUUCGUAUUAUUGUCACACGCGCGGUCGAAUUUAUAACUGCAGCUGACGUGUCACCAUCCGUCAAUGAAUUGCAGCUAACAAGAAGAUUGUUUUCCACUCUUCUGCAUGGCUUGUGCAGUCCACUGGAGAAGAAAAACCAUUGGAGUAAUACGUGGUCUGUUAAGCCGGCUUUGAGAAAAUAUACUGCUAGAAUCAUGGUGUGGUUGCUGGAACCUCAUCAAAGUAUCAAUACGAGAGUGUAUGCCGUACGAUCUCUAAUGGAGGAGCCGAGAGCUCGAGAAAUCUUAUCGUGUAUUUUAGAAGUUCAUCCACAGAUGGAACAAAAAUUUACCGUAUUCUUUUGGGACUUGCUGCAAAAACGAGACGAGAUGCCGAGUGCUGAUGCAAGAGUAUGUGCCGAAUUAAGAGAAGCUCUACGCGUGUGGGACCUCGCGAAAGGAAUAGAGCAGGCUAGUCCCGAAGCGUGGAACGACGAGUUAGCUUUAUUACGUCGGGACUUGCUUUUGGACCGAGAUAUCUGUAUCGAUAAUUAUCCUGCAAUUUUAAGAAUUGGUAAGAGAUUCGACGCGUUAGCCAAACAGUUAACCGAAAGUGCUAUGACAAUAACACGAGCGGUCGUGGAGGAGCAAAAUCGUGAGCGAAAGGUACUGAUGGAGCAAUUGAAACACACUCGAGCGCUAAAAGCUCAAGCGGUAGCCAGAUGGAGAGACUUGGCCAAGCGAUUGACCCAUGAACGGGCGCCUUGGCAUUUCCCCGAGAAUUACCCGAGAAGCUGGGAGUUAGAUCCGACUGAAGGCCCCGCCAGAGUCAGAAUAAGACUUCAGAGAUGUCAUUUAAACAUCGAAAAGAGAUUCUUCCUGCCAGAACAUCAGGAUAAAUUAGGGUUUCCCAAUACGGAUUCACCGUUGUCAUACCUAUUUACAAGUGGUCGUCAGGACGCCAAUGCUUCGACACUGAUUGAACGACUGCAUACGAGUGAGAGAAUACGUAAGAUGUGUCAGGUCAAAGUUGUCACUCCUAGAGCCGAACUAGCUGGCGAAGUACUCAUCGGUGAGACAUGUGUAUACUUUGUUCCCGACAAUCCCGACGUGCCGUUACACGCAGACGUAGCAUUGGGCGAUCUGGACUUAGCUAUGGCCGGUGGUACCGCUUGGCGUUUGGAAGAUAUUCGCGAAUUACAUAGAAGAAGAUAUCAAUUGCAAGAGACGGCCAUUGAAAUUUUUCUCAUUACCGGUAGAACGUACUUAUUGGCGUUCAAUUCUGCCAAAGAAAGGGACGAAUUCGCGACAGAGCUGUCCGCUUGCAACUUACCCAGACGAGUCCCUGGUGAUGACUUAGGAGAAGCUCUAGCCUUGUGGAGAAGCGGUGCACUCACCAAUUGGGAAUACAUAACUUGUCUGAACAAGUUAGCGGGUCGUUCAUACAAUGACUUAAUGCAGUAUCCUGUAUUCCCGUUUGUUUUGGCGGAUUAUGUCAACGAGAAAAUCGACUUGAACAAUCCGAAAAUUUAUCGAAACUUUAAACGACCGAUGGCUGUGCAAGAUAAAAAUAAUGAGCAACAUUACAUUGACAAUUACAACUAUUUGAAGCAAGCUUUAUCAGAAGAAUUAAAUCUGCUAGUCUUCAAUCGAGAACCUUAUCAUUAUGGGUCUCAUUAUAGUAACUCUGGAACUGUAUUACAUUUCUUAGUACGACUUCCACCAUUCACUAGCAUGUUUUUGUGUUAUCAAGAUAAUAAUUUUGACAUUCCCGACCGAACAUUCCAUGCAUUAGCUACCACGUGGAGAUUAACUAGUUGCGACUCGACGACAGAUGUGAAGGAAUUGAUACCGGAAUUCUUCUAUUUACCGGAAUUUUUAUUGAAUUUCGAAGGAUUCAAUUUUGGUGUUCGGCAGAACGGCAACAAAGUGGGAGAUGUUGAAUUGCCUAAAUGGUGUGGCGGUGAUGCACGUCUGUUCGUAUUGGGACAUAGAGCCGCGUUGGAAACGGAUAUUGUGAGGGAAGUUCUACCAUAUUGGAUCGAUCUUGUUUUCGGCUUUAAACAGACCGGAAGGCCGGCAGUAGAAGCUAUAAAUGUUUUUCAUCCUGCUACAUAUUACGGUUUUAACGUGGAGCAAAUAGUCGAUCCUGUAGCACGACAGGCCUGGGAAACCAUGGUACGAACUUAUGGUCAAACACCCGCGCAGCUGUUCAGAGCAGCUCAUCCACUGCCGAUGCAAAAUCUCAGUAAUGUAGCGCAUUCUAGUCAGAUACCACAGGUCAUCGAAGGAAUUACUGGUAUAAAGUGGGGAAAUUAUGUAGGCGCACCUGGCAAUGAGCCUGUAUUAUGUUGGAAGCAUAAGCACAGAUCUCCAUUGGCUUCUCUGGUUCCUCUGACAACCGGUGAUGUUUUCGGCUUGCCAAACUACACUACCCUUCUUCUUGGGUAUACUAAGGAAAAAGGUGGUAGUAUGUUAAGCUGUACGUCUGUGUUGGGUGCCGCGUUAGCGUCAUGGAAUGGCACAGAUGGAAUCACCAGAUUAAAGUGUAAGAAAGAACAACCGCCGAGGCCUUUAAUUAAAUCUUCAGGCCUCGAUCCUAUUACGACAUUGGGUUCUGCUCCUGAUUGUGGACAACUGUGGGCCGGGCACUUGUUAGGUAGAAUCACAGUGCACACGUAUACCAUUGGUGCUACGGGCAAAAUUGAAUUCAGUUCAGCGCCCGCGUCGGUGUUGCUGGCUCACAGAAAUCGGGUAAUGAUGAUUUCUCUGUCACGUGCGUUCAGCAUUGCUUGUUCUGGUGACAGUAGCGGCGUCAUGAUUAUUUGGGAUUUAAACAGCUUGACGUAUGUAAGAUCAAUAGUCUACGAUCAAAGCUAUGCUAUUCAUCUUCUGUGUGUCAGUGAGACUCUUGGAGACGUAGCAGUUGUUUAUGAAAUUCCUGAGCAGGAAGAGAACAGUGAUUCCAAUCAGUCCGAAUUGAGGGUUUACACCGUGAAUGCGAGAGCCGUAGGCUCCGUUUUGUCCAGAAGACGUAUAACGGCGCUUUGCUACAGCAACGCUCCGGAAGGUGUUUCUGUUAAUGUCAUUGCAACUGGUUUGGACAACGGAAUUAUUAGACUGUGGAGCAGUUGGGAUCUACAGUUAAUCAGAGAAAUUACGAGCAGCGCGAAGGGAUGCGGCGCAAUAAUUGCCGUAGCAUGGGCUUUAGAUCAACACCAUUUAUAUGCAGCUACGGAAGAUUCCACCAUCCUCAUAUGGGAGGGUUCAAAGCGCCUGAGUUCUGGUACUCCAAAAUUCGUUAAUUUAACAUCGCUAUGA